Molecule: messenger RNA, 6464 nt
Organism: Hemibagrus wyckioides
Lineage: Eukaryota; Metazoa; Chordata; Actinopteri; Siluriformes; Bagridae
Product: potassium voltage-gated channel subfamily A member 2
Exons: 4
Coding region: 791-2272 (493 amino acids)
Biological process (GO): protein homooligomerization; potassium ion transmembrane transport
Cellular component (GO): dendrite; juxtaparanode region of axon; voltage-gated potassium channel complex
Molecular function (GO): delayed rectifier potassium channel activity; protein binding
Source: RefSeq, a predicted model, not a curated record
UUAAAGCGGGCCACUCUGCGGAAAAGUGAGGAGUGGUACAGUGCGGCUCGUCCAUCCGCGAUGCCGUAGUCUUUUUGGUAUGCACAGCAUCGCUCCGCUGCAGCUUCUAUUUAACGCCUUAACUAACUGACUAAUGGCUACUUGGGAUAACGCCGAGUCGUCAUAUUGCGACAAAGAGUAAGAAAUAUAUGUAUAGAAACCACUGCGUUUCACCUGCAAGGCGAAGGACACAGACAGGUUUUCUCCUCUCGGUUGUGGCCGCGCUCGCCGUUUCCUUGGAUACUACGUGAAGCGCUCGUGCCUUAUUUGCCUUUUUCCCGCUCUGCGCUCCUUUGCUUUAAACGACCUGCCGUGAAGAUUGAGGUGCUCCGGGAGGAGGCGAGGACACACCCAAGUACUCUAUCUUCUCUCUACCUUUUCUCUUUCCACGCCAGAGAAAGACACGGCCAGUAUCACCGGCAUUUAGGGAAAAACGAUUUGGCAUCUCCAUCACACAGGUGCCCUCUCCACCGCAGGAACUCCCGGACACUUCCUGGCAUCUAGAAUAAAACCGGGAGAGUUUUCGGUGGUGGAAGUUUAUUCUUAGAGAGCUCAGAGGACCAGGAUCAACAUUUGAGGAAUUCAUGGAAAAAGAUGAAUAGGCAGAGCUCACCCAGAACCAGAACCAGACUGUGAAUCCUUUGGGAACACACUGUGGCAUUAAAACCCUCCUUGUCAGACUUCACCCUCCAUUUUCCUCACACUGUGUUGUCUGGCUCAGGUAAAAGUGCAGUCCUCACCUUCCUGCAUAAUGACAGUGGCAACAGGAGAUCCCUCAGAUGAGGCAGCAGCACACCCAGGUCACCCUCAGGACUAUGACGCUGAGGGAGAACAGGAAUGCUGUGAAAGGGUUGUCAUCAACAUUUCAGGCCUGCGCUUUGAGACACAGCUCAAGACCCUCUCGCAAUUUCCUGAGACCUUGCUAGGUGAUCCAAAAAAGCGGAUGAGAUACUUUGACCCUUUAAGGAAUGAGUAUUUCUUUGAUAGAAACCGACCAAGUUUUGAUGCCAUCCUCUACUACUACCAGUCCGGAGGAAGGUUACGGCGCCCUGUGAAUGUGACUCUGGAUAUAUUUUCAGAAGAAAUUCGGUUUUAUGAGCUUGGAGAGGAGGCUAUUGAGAUGUUCAGGGAGGAUGAAGGGUUCAUUAAGGAAGAGGAGAGGCCUUUGCCCGAUAAUGAAUUUCAGAAGCAGGUCUGGUUGCUGUUUGAGUAUCCAGAAAGUUCAGGACCAGCAAGGAUUAUAGCCAUCAUAUCUGUUAUGGUGAUUCUUAUUUCUAUAGUCAGCUUCUGUCUGGAGACUCUGCCUAUAUUCCGUAGUGAUGAAGAGGAUAUGCAUAAAGUCCAUACAUAUAAUAGUAACUCCACCACAAACUAUGUGUCCACCUCCUUCACUGACCCUUUCUUCAUCCUGGAGACACUCUGCAUAAUCUGGUUCUCCUUUGAGUUCCUGGUUCGGUUCUUCGCCUGCCCCAGUAAAGCCAGCUUUUUUGUGAACAUUAUGAAUAUGAUUGAUGUGGUGGCUAUUAUCCCCUAUUUCAUUACACUUGGAACAGAACUGGCAGAAAAAGCAGAAGACGGCCAGCAAGGGCAGCAGGCCAUGUCUUUAGCCAUCCUGCGAGUCAUCCGUCUAGUGAGGGUCUUCAGGAUCUUCAAGCUCUCACGUCAUUCCAAGGGACUCCAAAUUUUGGGGCAAACCCUGAAGGCCAGCAUGAGAGAACUUGGGUUGCUUAUCUUCUUCCUCUUCAUUGGAGUCAUCCUCUUUUCCAGUGCCGUCUACUUUGCUGAAGCAGACGAGCCUGAGUCCCAGUUUUACAGUAUCCCAGAUGCCUUUUGGUGGGCUGUGGUUUCUAUGACCACUGUUGGCUAUGGAGAUAUGGUACCCACAACCAUUGGUGGCAAGAUUGUUGGUUCACUUUGUGCCAUUGCUGGAGUGCUGACCAUUGCCUUGCCAGUGCCUGUUAUUGUCUCAAAUUUCAACUACUUCUACCACCGUGAAACAGAGGGUGAGGAGCAAGCUCAGUAUCUGCAGGUUAACACCCCCAAAGCUGAUUCCCAAGAAGAAUUGAAAAGAAGUCAAAGUGUUUCUACCAUGAGCAAAUCUGACUAUAUGGAGAUCCAAGAAGGAGUGAACAACAGUAAUGAGGAUUUCCAGGAGGAGGACCUCAAAAAAGGAAACUGCACUUUGGCCAACACAAACUAUGUGAAUAUCAAAAAAAUGCUGACUGAUGUAUAAUCAACUGAGAUUAUGUUAUUGGAAAAUGCGAGAUGAGAGUGAGGGAGAUGGCAGCCUUAGUUGGCAAAUGAUCUGAGGCUUUAAACCUUUACAGGAUUAAAGAGGAUCACGAUAAGUCAGAACCUCCGCUAUUGAUAUGAAAUGUUCUGUUCUGCUGAGAAUACCCAAGAUCAGCUCAGUCCUCUGUGUAAGAUCGUCUUCAUAUUCAAACAAUCAUCUGAGUCUGCAUGCAAUUAGCUUUCAUCUCUGUGACUUUCACUGAAAAUCACACUUCCUGUAACAGCAGAAAUUGUAGAAACUAGAGGAGGAUGAAGAAACAUCCUAACUAAAAGGGUUAACAACUUCAAAAAAGCCACCUUGUACCAUGUAUGUAUCAUCACAGCAUAUCAUGCCCUCAAAGAUCAGCCACAUCUCUGUGCUUUUCCAAAGAACAUAUUAUUGUGCUUCUUCUGCUGAAAGGAAAACAAGGCCUCAUGGGGAGUGUAAUAAUAAUGAUAUAAGAUUAUGAGAACAAAAACUUCCUUCAUUGUUGCUGCUGCUUAUUAUAGAUGUCUGACAGAAGUAACAUCAUAAACACGAUGCACUCAGAUUCAAUAAGCUCAAAGCAUUUAAAGCAGUUUUUAUUAGUUAUCACUUCCUCCAGACUGAAAAUGUCUUGCAACAAGUCUACAAAUGUUUUAAAAACCAUCAUCUAUUCUGGUAACCUACAUACUACAUAUAUAUGGACCACACUAACAUCUAUGUUGUCAUGAAAGCAAGAUUUAUUGCAAAGCCUUCACGAAAGUCUGAAAGUGUCUGUGCCAUAUUUUAUGUUCAUGAUAACGUAGUUUAUCAAAUUUAUGCAGCGUGUAUGUAUAGCUUCUUUUUAAUGAUGCAAUCUAUCAUACAGACCAGAUUAUGCUGAUGUUUGCAAACCAACCUUGGGUUAAUGUAUGCUUCGGUUAGGAAAACCGUAACACUGACCUUAGCAUACACCAAUUACAGUUACACCAAUACACAAUACAUUUAAUAAUGAGAACUAAUGAUCUUAUUCAGUCAAACCCCAAAUCUCUCUCUGAAUAUCUUUAAAACACAAGCUGCCUGUACCAAUGAUGAUGUUGUAGCAAAAUUCAUGUAGUGUGACAGUGAUUUAAUUAUGGAGUGAUGUUACGGUGGUACCACAGAAAUGAGCAGCUAGAGCUGUGUUGUGUUUCAGCUUGCAACAUUCUGAUCAUUUCAUUACUUUUUCUAAAAAGGUGGUUGAGGUUCAAUUUACCUGGGAAGUAAACAAGCCAUAUCUAUUUUACACUGUAAUAAAGCUUAGCAAAUAUUUAGCCAAUCAAUGUAACAAAUUGGUAGCAUCAAUAUCAAUAUAUUGAUUAUUUUAUUAUCAAUUGUCAAUUAUUUUAUGCAAUGACAAAUUUUAGAUUAGCCUAUCAUUUUUUGUUAUUUCAUUUUCAACCAGAGACUUUUUAGACAUAGAGUGGCAUCCAAAAUUCUGAGACCUCACUGAAAAUCUGGGAUUUUUUGUUUUUUUUAAUUUCAUUCAAUUGAAAAUAAACAGAAGGAUAUGGAAUUAUGAAAUAAUUAAAGCACAGAAAGUAAAUGUUCAGUUUAGUGAAUAUUCAAUAUUCAAAUUUGUUUCUAUUUCUACGUCCCGAUUUAAAUGUAAGCAAAUUUGUGAUAGUGACCACAUUAACUGCUUUGUACAAAAAUUCAGAUUUUCCUAAUCUCUUGAUGAGUUUGAUCUAAAACGGCUUUAAAAAUUCAUGUAAAUAUUUCAAAGAUAUUUUUGUCAGUUAAAUCAUUUUCAAUGAAAAUUGUAUAUUAAAUUAGAAACGAAUGCAAAAUAGAAGCAUUUUCACUAGUGCUCGAAGAAUUUUGGACCUCACUGUAUGUCGAAUAUGUUUAUUAUGUGUACUGAUUGUACUGUAAAACGAUGGUCCUGAGCAUCAGUGCUGCUUUCAGGUUUUGUUGUUUUUUUUGUUUUGUUUUGUUUUGUUUUGUUUUGUUUUUUGUCUUUGGUUGUCAAAGACAUUGGGAUGUACACAAUGACCUUUAGGUAGAGGCAGAGCAGCAGUACAUGACUAGAAUAACUGAACAGUACACUGCAGUAGCUGCAGCUGCAGCUUCCCAUUUCUCAUAGCACCAGAUGACCUUCCCAGUGCAUUCAAGUGAUACAUGCUACAUUUACUUCUCUCAUUACAAGAAAAAGACUAUAAAUCAAUAUAAACAUUAGAGCUUAGCGGAUAUCAACAAAACUGAAAGGACCACAAAGCCGUAUACCUUUCAUAUCGGUCAUACUGAGGUCAUACUGUGGUAGCCUGAGCAUUUUUCCUAAGGACACAUCUUUUACUUAUUUGUAAGAGACAUACAAUGGCAGCUAGUGCAGUAUGGGUACAGCUGGAAACAGUAUGUCAAUGUAGCAAGGUUUUAAUCCUUUUUGGUCCUUCAAACUUUCAGAAAGACUGCUUAACCAAUGCACCGAGAUUUCAGUGUAUUUUUGUGGCUUUCUCUUCUGUUGUUUGGCAGGAAAUAAUGAAGGUGAAAUGUUUUAGUGUAGCAAUCAUAUAAUGCACAUGGUGCAUCUAUUUUAAUUUUCAGUUUUUAGAAUACAGACUGUAUGUGCUGACGCAUACAGGCAGAAUUCCUCACAGCUGGUAGCUGUCAGCUUUGUUUUAGCUGAGUAUAGAAGUGCAUUCCUGUUCAAAGUUUGGUCAUUUGCAUUUAGUUGGAGGUAAAAAGAAAAAUACACCUGUUGUAUGCACAUUGUACAUAGCCAGUGCCUAUAGGAAUUACAUAUAAUAACUUUAAUGCAACAGACAGGGAGAUUUAUUCUAUGCAUGGAAAGGUACACAGAAGGAAUGUAUCAUCCCAUUUCCUGCACACUUGCACACUGGAUGUUUUCUUUCUUUUGUUUCAUUUUCACCUGGAAGCAUCAUGUGUUGGACCUUAAAAUGAAAAAAAAAAAUGUAUUUCUGUGAAUGACACAGUACAUUUAGCAUAUUGAGCACUUUUAAACGGUAGAUUUGCAAACCACUGCCAUCAUAUUGAUUGCAGAUAUUGUGUUUUUUGUGUUUUGUUUGGAGCACUGAAUGUCUUAAGUAAUUGUUGUUACAAGCAUCUUACGAUCAUUCCAUUGCCAAGGACUGGACAAAAUGCACUCACCUCUUAUUCUAUUGUGUAUUUGUGUAUACAGGACUGAAUGUUAAUAGGAUAUAUUAAGCUUUACUGAGACAUGUAAGUGCAAUAUAUAUUAGUUAAAAAUGAAGUGGAAAGAUCUGAAACAAUUUAUUACCCAGACUACUAUAGCCAAUGAGAUUCGAAACUUGCUUCAUCAUGUACAUGUUUUGUCCCUCAUCAUUAGCAGAUCAAACAGAAAAUCUGUAUAAACAUGGAUUUGUAUAACAGUACAAUAUUUAAGAUCAGUUAAGAGUUGGCUGUGCUUGAACUCAAGCUCCCAAAGCCAUUAUAUAUCUUUUUGAUGUGGCUCAGUGUAUUCCAGCUGCUUUCACCGCAGUUACAUUUCAUUAAUGCCUGUGACUUCACUGAGUGCUGAUGGAAGGUUAAAAAUGGAUCUCAUUACUCAAUUAUGCAAACCUGUUUUGUGUGUGUUGAGCAUGAUUCGUAAACCGUGUACCUGUGUAUCUAUGCGCCACUGUUUGGAGAGUUUUAAAACUCUUAACCAAGUUUGUUUCAUAAGGCACAAUCUCCCUGGAGCUUUACAACUGCAAUCUGAUCAGGUGUUUAAAUAAUGCAGAUUUUGGGCAGAUGUGUGGGCAGUACACAUAUAUGCAGCAUUCCACUGUAUUUAAACAAUGAGUUAAAGAUCAGCAUGUCUGUAUAGUUCUGUGCAAAAUCUGUUAAACCUCUACCUGAUAAACUGCAGCGAAGUGCUUUAGACUGCAAGCAUAAGUGACAUGUAGCUUAAAACUUUCAUUCAUCAUAUCAGUAUAGCCUAGCAGCUACAGUAUGCUAUAGAAUAUAGCCAUUUCUUUUUUUUUUCUAUGAGAACAACAUUUACAAAAAAAAUACAUAAGGUUAGAGUAGGAAGGGAAGUGAAAUUCUGCACAUUCUUUGGUUCUCAAUGAGAUGCACUUUAAUAGUACAAUAAGGAGACAAUCUAAUGACGGAAACUAAGCAUAUAACCUUUUCAAAUGUCCAUUCAUGUCUUAAUGCUACAUCGAAAAUGAAAAUGAGAAGCAAUCGUAAA